ACACCUAUAUAUAUCCACCAUUUUAAUUCCUUUCAGCAGCAAAUAACAAUGGAAUCAACAUGCGUGGAUACUUCACUCAAUCUUAACGUUAAUGCUUCUUCUAUACUCAAGGACGAAGUUUUGGUUGAAGAGUUACAUCGUCUUAGUUCUGAAAACAAGAGGCUAAAUGAAACAUUGACCAACAUGUGUGAGAACUAUGACACUAUGCAAAAGCAAUUGAAUCAAUUGAUGAAUCAAAAUUUUGAAAACCAAACACAACAAUCAAGGAAAAGAAAAGCUGAGAGUGAGAGUUGCAUCAAUAUGUUUGGUACUGUUAGAGGCAUUAAUAUUAUUAAUAAUAAUAAUGAGUGCAGCACUGUUACUGAUGAAGAAUCAUUAAUCAAAAGGCCAUGUAGGGAUAUUUCAUCACCUAAGGCUUAUAAGGUUCUUGUGAAGACAGAAGCAUCUAGUAAUAGCUUAUAUGUGAUGGAUGGAUAUCAAUGGAGGAAAUAUGGUCAGAAGGUUACUAGAGAUAACCCCUCUCCUAGAGCUUAUUUUAGGUGCUCAUAUGCUCCAAGCUGCCCAGUUAAAAAGAAGGUGCAAAAAAGUGUAGAAGACCCUACUAUACUAGUUGCAACAUAUGAAGGAGAGCACAACCAUGGUCAUGAGAAAGCUGAAAUAUCAAUGAUAUCAAGCCAAAGUGAAGAAGCUCCUUUAGGUUCAGUUCAUGUUACUUCACCUCAACAAAUUAUUCAAAGAACAUGUUCAACCAUGAAGCUUGAUAAUGUUCCAAAAUCAUCUAUCCAGCAAUUUUUGGUUCAACAAAUGGCUACUUCUUUGACAAAUGAUCCUAAUUUCACUGCAGCACUUGCCACUGCUAUUUCUGGAAGAAUUUUGGACCAUACUUCUAAUAAGGACAAAUGGUGAAAUUUCCAUGUAUAAUAGUGCAUUGAGCAUAAAUUAUGAUAUUUUGUUUGAUUCUUGUGAGAGACUUCAAUGUGUCAACAGCUAGUAAUUAGAUGUAUAUAAAAAAUUAAAAUGAAAAAAGAAAUAGCAAGUUGAAAUUUUGUUAUUC
This is a messenger RNA of Medicago truncatula (barrel medic), 1054 nucleotides long. Its product is annotated as probable WRKY transcription factor 40. NCBI's taxonomy places the organism in Eukaryota, Viridiplantae, Streptophyta, Magnoliopsida, Fabales, Fabaceae. Gene Ontology annotation, biological process: regulation of DNA-templated transcription. Gene Ontology annotation, molecular function: DNA-binding transcription factor activity; sequence-specific DNA binding. The transcript has 4 exons. The record is from RefSeq and is a predicted model, not a curated record. Bases 49 to 906 code for a protein of 285 amino acids.